UUCAUCUCUCUGUUUGUACGUACUGUUCUGCUGCCCACGCCAAACACAAUGCAGGCAAGAGCGCGCCAACACCUCGCUGCCAUCUCUUCUUCUCUCCGCUGAAAAACCCUAAAACUCCAAAGCUCCCCCUCCCCCCUCUCCGCCGGAACCGCAAGCCGCUCUCGUGCUUCCGCUCGUCACAAAAAGUUAAGAUCGAAGAUCCUUUGCAUCGGGUUGGUAUGGAAGGGCAGAGUAGCCUCACCAACACCAUACAAAUGCUGUCAAUGGGUUUCUGUGGGAAUGCUGCGGAUGAUAUCUCUGAGGCACUGGGAUACAAUCUGAACCAACAGGUUAUGAUGGAGGCUGGAAGGACUGCGGAUCAAACUGAUGUUCUUUCUUUACCUUGGUGGAUUCAACCCGAAAAGCCAUCCCACAAUUACGUUGAGUAUCUAGCUGAGAGUUCAGCAUUUGUCCCAAAGUCUCCUUGUGAAGAUAUGUGGGAAAGCAUUCCUUCAUCUGUUGUUAGCAUACAUGAUGUUGGCAGGGUCUCUGAAUUCCAACGAGAUGGGUUGUACAGUGGUCUGGGCAAUGCUUGUGGUUCUAAAUCAACUGAUUUCUCUAGGGAUAUGGACUCUUCAAAGAUGAAACUUCUGAGCCUACAUAAUGACGAACUUGUGAAUACACAACAUCAGCUUCCCAUGCAGUAUCAUACUUCAAGGACAGAUAAUCCAAAUUGGGAUAGCUAUGAUAGUGUUUCUCAAGUUGAUCCAAGAGCAACAAUUGACACACCUGGUUCUCUUUGCCAACCACAUCACAUUGUUUCGAAGCAGAGAACAUUUUCAUCUGAAUAUAAUCGCAGGAUGCGAAUCGGUGAAAGGCUCAGUGCAUUGCAAGAACUGCUUCCAGAACCUGCAGAGGGUCGUCAAGUAUGUGUACUGGAUGAUGUAAUUGACCAGAUCAAGUUUUUGAAGCUUCAGAUAAAGGACUUAAGUAGAAGCAGAUUGGGAGGUGAACCGAUUGCUGAACCUAUUAUUUUCCGUGAGGGAUAUGGUCACUACUUUUGCCACCAGCAGAUGCUGAAUGAACCUCUCGAAGAAAUGAUCGGAAAUUUACUGGAGGUAGAUGUACUGGCAGCAAGCGAGCUGUUGGAGAAGAAAGGUCUUUUGCUGCUGCCAAUGGAAUACUCCGAAGAUUCAGCUUGAGUUUGUUAGAUAGAUACUUUGCACACUACAUAAAUAUCAUGUUUAAUGUUGCUCUUUUGUUGAAUUUCAUAAGAUUUCAUUAAAAUACGAAUUGUGACUUGCUGCACAAGUUUCUC
Messenger RNA from Malus domestica (apple), 1297 nucleotides. RefSeq names its product transcription factor bHLH7. The record is from RefSeq and is a predicted model, not a curated record. Gene Ontology annotation, molecular function: DNA-binding transcription factor activity, RNA polymerase II-specific; RNA polymerase II cis-regulatory region sequence-specific DNA binding; protein dimerization activity. Gene Ontology annotation, cellular component: nucleus. Gene Ontology annotation, biological process: regulation of transcription by RNA polymerase II. Lineage: Eukaryota; Viridiplantae; Streptophyta; Magnoliopsida; Rosales; Rosaceae.